Brassica rapa (field mustard) is the source of this 1598-nucleotide messenger RNA. RefSeq names its product endoplasmic reticulum-Golgi intermediate compartment protein 3. NCBI's taxonomy places the organism in Eukaryota, Viridiplantae, Streptophyta, Magnoliopsida, Brassicales, Brassicaceae. Gene Ontology annotation, cellular component: COPII-coated ER to Golgi transport vesicle; endoplasmic reticulum. The record is from RefSeq and is a predicted model, not a curated record.
UAAAUUAGGAUUUGUAAAUAAGUGGAGCACUAAAUUUAUAAAAAAUAAGAGACGGAAAAAAAAAGAGAGAGACGCCAAUCAAACAUCAAAAGGAACCGGAGAAGAAGGACCCCCCGGAGAUCUCUCGCUUCUUCUUCUUCUUCUUCCACCAUUCUUUCUCUCGGCGCGCGCUUCAUCCUCGAUUCGAUUUGGUAGGUCCUUUGGAGUUGGAUUCGUUUAGUUUUUCAAAGUAUUGGUAUUGAGGGAGGAUGGGUGUGAAGCAGGCUCUAAGGAGCAUCGAUGCGUUUCCUAGAGCAGAGGAUCACUUGCUGCAGAAGACGCAAUCUGGUGCAGUUGUAUCUAUUGUUGGACUUCUUAUAAUGGCUACUUUGUUCUUGCACGAGCUGAGUUACUAUCUUAACACACUUACAGUGCAUCAGAUGUCAGUUGAUUUAAAGCGUGGAGAAACUCUUCCUAUUCAUGUAAAUAUGACGUUUCCAUCUUUGCCUUGUGAUGUAUUGAGCAUGGAUGCAAUCGACAUGUCAGGGAAGCAUGAAGUGGAUCUCGAUACAAAUAUUUGGAAACUCCGUCUCAACAGUCAUGGUCAUAUCAUUGGCACAGAAUAUAUAUCUGAUCUUGUUGAAAAGGAGCAUGACCACUCAUCUCACAAGCACGAUGGCAAAGAAGAACACAAGAAUGAGACGGAAGCAGUGAAUACCCUGGGAUUUGAUGAAGCUGCUGAGACGAUGAUUAAAAAGGUGAAGCAAGCAUUAGCAGAUGGAGAAGGAUGUCGGGUGUAUGGUGUCUUAGAUGUACAGCGGGUUGCUGGAAACUUCCACGUUUCAGUUCACGGGCUGAACAUCUAUGUUGCUCAAAUGAUAUUUGGAGGGUCCAAGAACGUAAAUGUGAGCCAUAUGAUUCAUGAUCUAUCCUUUGGGCCGAAGUACCCUGGCAUUCACAACCCGCUUGAUGACACAAACCGAAUCCUGCGUGACACCAGUGGAACCUUCAAAUACUAUAUUAAGAUUGUUCCGACGGAAUAUAGAUAUCUUUCGAAAGACGUUCUGACAACAAAUCAAUACUCUGUAACUGAAUACUACACACCAAUGAACGAAUUCGACCGGACAUGGCCAGCUGUCUACUUCUUAUAUGAUCUUUCACCUAUCACCGUGACCAUCAAGGAAGAACGCCGUAGUUUUCUCCACUUGAUCACCCGUCUCUGCGCUGUAUUAGGGGGUACCUUUGCUUUGACAGGAAUGCUAGAUCGUUGGAUGUUCCGCUUGAUUGAGUCUUUCACAAAGAAGCCGAGUACCAGAAGCAUACACAAGUGAACAGAGAGGAGAAAAGGACCAAGGAAGAUGAAUCUCUUAAACCCCCAGAGAGUACAAGAACCUCCAGGGGAUUGAUGAUACGUUUGCUAGAUCAACACACACAACAUUAGAAUCCCUUUGAGCUUUUCCUCUAAAUGUAUCAUUACUCUGAUUCUCUCUGGUCAUCUAGUAGAAUUAUAUGUAACUUUAUACACUUUUGCGUCUUUUAGCUUUACCGAGAAAAAAAGAUUUCCAUUUAUUUUGUAACGCUGAUUCACUAUUUUAUUACAAGUUACGUCAUAAAUUCUU